Molecule: messenger RNA, 2178 nt
Organism: Pediculus humanus corporis (human body louse)
Lineage: Eukaryota; Metazoa; Arthropoda; Insecta; Psocodea; Pediculidae
Product: Hsp90 protein, putative
Exons: 2
Coding region: 1-2178 (725 amino acids)
Biological process (GO): protein folding; cellular response to heat; protein stabilization
Cellular component (GO): cytosol; perinuclear region of cytoplasm; protein-containing complex
Molecular function (GO): ATP hydrolysis activity; ATP binding; disordered domain specific binding
Source: RefSeq, a predicted model, not a curated record
AUGCCGGAAGACGUACAAAUGAAAGAAGCCGGUGAGAGCGAGGGAGAAACCUUUGCCUUUCAGGCAGAGAUUGCUCAACUUAUGUCUCUCAUUAUCAACACCUUUUAUUCAAACAAAGAAAUAUUUCUUAGAGAAUUAAUUUCAAACUCAUCUGAUGCUUUGGAUAAAAUUAGAUAUGAAUCCCUCACUGAUCCUUCUCGUCUUGAUAGUGGCAAAGAAUUGUACAUCAAAAUCAUUCCAGACAAAGAAGCUAGAACUCUUACCAUUAUUGAUACUGGUAUAGGAAUGACAAAGGCUGAUCUUGUCAAUAAUCUCGGUACAAUUGCUAAAUCAGGAACCAAAGCUUUUAUGGAAGCUCUACAAGCAGGAGCUGACAUAUCGAUGAUUGGUCAAUUUGGUGUGGGUUUCUACUCUGCUUACCUUGUGGCAGACAAAGUCACAGUUACAUCCAAACACAAUGAUGAUGAACAAUAUUUGUGGGAAUCAUCUGCUGGAGGUUCAUUCACAGUCAGACCAAGUCCAGAUGAACCGCUUGGACGUGGAACCAAAGUUGUUCUUUACAUUAAAGAAGAUCAAACUGAAUUUUUAGACACUAAAAAAAUUAAGGAAAUAGUCAAAAAACAUUCACAAUUUAUCGGAUAUCCAAUUAAACUCCUUGUCGAAAAAGAAAGAGAAAAAGAAUUGAGUGAAGAUGAAAGCGAGGAAGAAAAAGAAGGAUCCGAAGACAAGGACAAAGAAAAGCCCAAAGGUGUAGACAUUGAAGAUGUCAACGAAGAAGAAGAAGAAGGAACAAAGAAAGAAAAGAAAAAGAAAACGAUAAAAGAAAAAUAUGUCGAAGAUGAAGAAUUGAACAAGACUAAACCCAUUUGGACCAGGAAUCCGGAUGAUAUAACUCAGGAAGAAUAUGGUGAAUUUUACAAAUCACUUACCAACGAUUGGGAAGAUCAUUUGGCUGUCAAACAUUUCUCAGUUGAAGGUCAAUUGGAAUUCCGUGCUCUUUUGUUUGUUCCAAGGAGAGCACCCUUUGAUCUUUUUGAAAACAAAAAGAAAAAGAACAACAUUAAAUUAUACGUCAGAAGAGUUUUCAUUAUGGACAACUGUGAAGAUCUCAUUCCCGAAUAUCUUAACUUUAUCAAGGGUAUUGUCGACAGUGAAGAUUUGCCUCUCAACAUUUCAAGAGAAAUGCUUCAACAGAGUAAAAUCCUCAAGGUCAUAAGAAAGAAUCUCAUUAAAAAAUGCCUUGAAUUAUUCGAAGAAUUGGCCGAAGACAAGGAAUUGUACAAGAAAUUCUACGAACAAUUCGGUAAAAAUUUGAAAUUGGGUAUACACGAAGAUGCUCAAAGCAGAAACAAAAUCGGCGAGCUUUUGAGGUAUCAAACAUCCGCAUCCGGCGACGACAUUUGUUCCCUUAGUGACUACGUCGGGAGAAUGAAAGAAAAUCAAAAACACAUUUACUUCAUCACCGGUGAAAGCAAAGAACACGUCGCCAAUUCAUCCUUCGUCGAAAGAGUCAAGAAGAGGGGAUUCGAAGUUAUUUACAUGACGGAACCCAUCGACGAAUACGUCGUUCAACAAUUGAAAACGUUCGACGAAAAACAAUUGGUUUCCGUGACGAAGGAAGGACUCGAAUUGCCGGAAGACGAAGAGGAAAAGAAAAAGCGGGAAGAAGACCAAGUCAAAUUCGAAAAACUAUGCAAAGUCAUGAAAGACAUAUUGGACAAGAAAGUUGAAAAAGUUGUCGUCUCGAACAGAUUGGUCGAAUCCCCGUGUUGUAUUGUCACGUCGCAAUACGGUUGGACGGCCAACAUGGAAAGGAUCAUGAAAGCUCAAGCUCUCAGAGACAUGUCUACGAUGGGUUACAUGUCCGCGAAGAAACAUUUAGAAAUCAAUCCCGAUCACCCGGUCAUGAACACGCUUAGAGAAAAGGCUGAAGCUGACAAAAACGACAAAGCCGUUAAAGAUUUAGUCAUGUUGUUAUUCGAAACGGCUCUACUCUCUUCGGGUUUCGCAUUGGAAGAUCCGCAAGUUCAUUCCGCUAGAAUAUACAGAAUGAUUAAAUUAGGUUUGGGUAUCGACGACGACGACGACCCCGUCGUGGAAACUCAAAAAGUUGACGAAAUGCCAGAUCUCGAAACGGUCGAUGCAGACGACGCAACGCGAAUGGAAGAAGUCGAUUAA